CACUGUCAGAGUGAAACUAAGGGCUGAAACCAUCUAGACUUCACCGAGUUUUACUAUUCGCUAUUGUCAAUUAGUUGAGGUAAACUUACCAACAUCAAGUCAUUGAUCAAGUCAUCAGUUGAAAUGAAUGGAUCUAGUCUCCCAAGACUGUGUCUACUACUGGUGUUGGUGGCAGUUGGGCCAGCCAACAGUUCUCUGAGACUCUACGUCACCCCAGACUCCUCCUCCUCUCCCUGCCCUCCCACCACCACCUGCUACACUCUCCAACACUACACCCAGAACUCAUCCUCUUACUUUGUACCUGGAGCAACUCUCCUGUUUCUCCCUGGUACACACUCUAUUUGUUCCCCUGUCCACGUUCAUCAGUCUGCUGCAUCAGAGGAGCCCCUUCAAUUAUUAGGGAUGGAAGACGAGACAAUCAUCAGUUGCGAGGUGCCACUCUCUCUGUCAUUCACCAAUUACUCAAGCCUGACCCUGUCCCAAUUGGUAAUCAGUGGUUGUGGUACUCGUCAGCAGCCGGCACUGCUCUUCAACUCAGUGCAAUCCCUCCAACUGACAAGCUUGAGGAUCCUCAAUAGUUUGUCUACUGAUGUGCUAGCUGUGGGUGUAGCAAAUGUAAGUAUCACUGACAGCAGCUUCAGUGCUGGGGAUGAGAACGCUAACACAACAGUUGUUGGUCAGUGUUCUAACAACAAGGCAGGGACACUGUGCGAUGGUUGUAGAGAAGGACUUAGUCUCACUCUUGGUCACCCGACCUGCAGGCAAUGUUCUAAUGAACAUCUCUCUCUCCUCUUUGUUUUUGUUCUCAGUGGACCACUUAUACUGGCGUUUAUCAUGAUUCUCGAUCUCACAGUUGCUAGAGGCACAAUCAAUGGUCUUCUCUUCUAUGCCAAUAUCGUGUGGAUAAAUCGCUACCUGUUUUUCAACUCGCAAGGAACAUCAUUUGCGUUUGUGUUUCUUGCUUGGCUCAACCUUGAUCUUGGAGUGGCGACUUGCUUCUACGAUGGACUGGAUAUGUAUGCCCUCACCUGGUUACAGUAUGGCUUCCCUCUCUAUGUCUGUCUCUUAGCUUUACUACUAGUAGCCCUCUCUCAUUGGUUCCCUCGUCACCUCUGGCUGACAAAGAUUCUCGCCAGUAACUCAACCUCAGUUCUGGCAACAGUGUUUCUUCUCACCUACACAAAGAUCCUGAGAAAUAUCGUAAAUUCUCUCAGAGCCACUCGUGUUGAGAUGAACCAGCAGCCAAAGCUAGUGUGGGCACUAGAUGGAAACUAUGAGUACCUCGGUACCCCUCAUGUCGUCCUUUUCACAGCUGCCAUUCUUCUAAUAGUGAUCCUAUGGCUACCGUACACACUCACUCUUCUCCUAGGGCACAGAAUUUUACCAAAACUCUCGCGAAAUCGAUUCACUGACAACGUGAGAUGUGUACUGGAGACCUACCAUUCCCCUCUGAUGCCCCACAAGAGGUUCUGGGUGGGUCUCCUACUGCUAGCUAGAUCUGUUCUCCUCCUUGCAUCGGCCCUUGUACCAUCAGACAGAGAAACUCUCAAUCUUUUACUGACUCUCCUGUUGUCCUUGCUCCUCCUCUAUCUCCUCACCAAGUGGGGCAGUGUCUACAGGAAUAGACAUGUGGGACAACUAGAAGCAUCGUUUGUGCUCAACGUGGCAGUUUUGGCUGCAGUCGAGAUGUACACAGUGUCUAGUGGAGUAGAAAGGAGAAUAGCUGUCAUCCAGACUUCAACUUUCGUCGUGUUUAUCAAGUUUCUCGUCGUAUUGAUGUACCACGUUUACAGUCGCGUCUGCCACGUGGGUUGUGUUAAAGAUUUUGAGACUAAAAUGAGGCAACUUCUUCCCAAGUGGCUGCUGGUGAACAACCCCAAGCAAGUGAGGACAAUCUCCCUCACAGAGAGCCUCAGAAUCCAGGGAAUCGAUUCUAACGAGGGGGGCCCCUCUCUCGAUUCUCAAUCUCUGCCGUCGACCAUGAGUUGGGCAGGAGGAGGAGUCUGUGAGGGACAGGGCACCUUCAGUAGUGGCACAGAGCAGGUGGGAAACUCUAACAUUGCCAGCACAGUGAGGAGGGAAGCAGAGAAAGAGACAGAAUUAUCACAGGUCAGAAGACAGACAAAUGAAAAUGCACCGAGAGCUAAAAACGCUCCAGGUACCACUGCUUAAAUGAUGACUAGAAAUGAUUGUGUGAUCAAAUUUGACACUAAAAAAAGUUAUAGUGCACUAGGCAAUAUGGACAUUAGAAAAAUAGAAUUUGGAGGUUCUGUAAUGUUUGUAGUUUUUCAAGGUGACAAGUAUUUCGGCAUAGAGUCAUUUCUCCAUGUCUCAGAGGUAGAGAAGAGCUCCUCCAACAAACCACACGUGACCUCCACAUUCCUGCG
Molecule: messenger RNA, 2387 nt
Organism: Geodia barretti
Lineage: Eukaryota; Metazoa; Porifera; Demospongiae; Tetractinellida; Geodiidae
Source: the annotation of a GenBank genome assembly